AUGGGCCGAGAUUACUGGGGACAAUUCCUCAAAGACAGUGAAAAAGUGGUGAGAGAUACAAAUGAUAUUAUCAGAAAAAACUACGAAACAAUUGUUGAAAAUUUUGGAGAUGAGACCCGAAGAAUGAUAAAACGAAUUGAUUGUUUGAAUAAACUGAUAGAUAUGGAGCUUCAACUGAAAACUGAAUCAACCGAAAGUUCAAUUCCAGAUGAGAAAAAGAAACAGUUUUUAGAGAUAAUGGAGACGGUUCAUCGGAUUGUUGACAGCCUUCAAAAUAUCAAUGCAUUAUGUAAUCCGCUGAUCGGAGAACAACCUCAUGUGAAUCCCGGAGCACAUGAAUCAGAUAUUUCUCGUUUGGAAACUGAUCGAGAAAAUCUUCGUAACCAGAUAAUUUGUUUUCGUCAAACAGUCGUUGGUAGCGAGAAUGUGUUUGCUCCACAACUAGUUCUGAUUCCGUAUUCAGCUCUGGUUCUGCCAGCUGGUUUUGGAUUGGUAUUCCUGCUCCUGAUUAAUAAAUGGGAUCAAAAAUUUGUGCAACCUGGUCUAUGUCUGAUUGCAACUCACGGUCUAUUGUCAACGUUAACAACUCUACUCGUACAUAAACCUUACAGAUUAUUCUUCUUCACACUGUGUCGUCGGUUUAUUUUCUUGCCAGCUGGAUUAAAAGUGCACACAAUCGAUGAACUCACUACACUGCCUAAUGUUCGUAAACUCGGAACUCAAAUUCAUAUAACCAAGUUUUGA
Molecule: messenger RNA, 744 nt
Organism: Caenorhabditis remanei
Lineage: Eukaryota; Metazoa; Nematoda; Chromadorea; Rhabditida; Rhabditidae
Exons: 6
Coding region: 1-744 (247 amino acids)
Source: RefSeq, a predicted model, not a curated record